AAUCAAUUGAUCAUAAAUCCCAUCAAAUCCCAUCAUUGCCGGUGAUAUCAGCAGAAGAAGGACCACAUUGCGCGCGAUUACAAGGCGAAUGUUGGCGCGGCUUCAACUACGGAUUACGAGACUUCGCUUGAAACCAGCGGAAUAGCCUCAAGUACUUCUCCAAGCAGAAGAACGUUAUUUUUACCGAUCCGCAGAGAAAGCCCUACAUUAUCGCCGAGAGACACUCCAAGCGCAUCGCUGCCAUGGCGCCUAGACAAGAAGUCGCCGCUGCAUCACCGAGCACUUUACGCCGACUGAGGCUUCAAGCUGAGCAACCCUUUCGCCACAACCGAAUCUCUCGUCGGAGGGUGCAGCCGCUCCUGAAAAAAAAUAUUCAAUACAUUUGUACAACCCUCUCAGAGGGGCGUGUGUCUUCAAUAAGGGAAGAGACGGAUACUGAGACCGAGACCGAAACUGAGGCUGAGACCCGGUGGGAGCGAAGCACCCGUGGAGAUGCAAAGACUUUUUGGGUCGAGCAGCUGUACCGCUACGAGGAGUUGUGAAGUAAAGAAGCUAUGAAGAUUGAUUUUUAUUUGAUAUGUACGUGAAAUUUAUGAAUCGGGCUGUAUCUGGACGUAAGUAGACACGACAUCAAGGAAGGCGAAAAAGGGCUGGCUGUCUGAGGGUGUCUUGCUGAUCGAGCAAUCGAGUGGUGUGAGUUGAGUAACCAAUGUUUGGUUGUCUUUCUCUAUUCUGCUUCUUCAUCAGGAAUGUUUAUUGAACAUUGAAUAUUAACAAAUGAUACCUUAGAAUAUAGUUGUUACCGCCACAAUGUGCGCUAUGCUGUCG
Molecule: messenger RNA, 828 nt
Organism: Trichoderma asperellum CBS 433.97
Lineage: Eukaryota; Fungi; Ascomycota; Sordariomycetes; Hypocreales; Hypocreaceae
Source: RefSeq, a predicted model, not a curated record